Messenger RNA from Ordospora colligata OC4, 1356 nucleotides. RefSeq lists its product as uncharacterized. The transcript has a single exon. The record is from RefSeq and is a predicted model, not a curated record. NCBI's taxonomy places the organism in Eukaryota, Fungi, Microsporidia, Ordosporidae. The coding region runs from base 1 to 1356 and encodes 451 amino acids.
AUGAAUGUGUGUAUUUUUGAGAAUGACGGAGGACAAUGGAAGGAAGUGUAUGCUGGAAUGAUUUUGAUGAUUCACAAAGGAAGUAUUUUUAUUGAGGAGAUGAGCAGUAACGAAGGAAUGUGGGUGGAACUGUUUGGAAAGACAUACAGGAAGUCUGAGGAGAAUAUAAUCCAUAUAUUUAAUGAAGAUGAUGAGCAUGCGCUGUGCUUUGAAACAGAGAAGAUUAGGAACGAAUUCUACGAGUUUUUGAAUAGAAUAGAUGUGAAUGCAGAAGAUGAGCAGUCUGGCAUAUGCGGUGAUGAAGAAGGCAGUAAAGAAAACAUGGAUGACAAACUAAAUGCACAUGGCAAUAACUGGUUUGAUGAAUUGAAGAGAGCAAGCAUGUACAUGGAAAGCGAGAUUUUUAAGCAAACAAUACGUAACAAGCAGGGAAUUAUUGAGCUUGUGGAGUACAGUAGUUUGUAUCUAUUCAGAAUGCUAAUUGAGCAUGGAAAAGAUGUUUUUGAGACGUUUGGAGCACCACAAUGUAGUAGCAUAUCGCCUUAUUUAUUCUACAAAACAAUUAUAGCAGGUAAUUUUUGUGAGGAGUUGGCAAGAGAGUAUGAAAGUUUUGUGCACAUACUUGAUAAGAAAGAAAUAGCAUCCAGGAAUCCAAAGAUUGCAGAUAUGCCUCUUUCUGAUGUUGUAGAGUUGCUAAAGGCAUGCUGCACCAGGAGAUGUAAGGUUGGAAGCUUGGAAGUAUAUCUAAAUAGGAUGUAUAUGGAGAAAGGUAGCACAUCCGAAAUGUUUUAUUACAUCUGUUAUCUAUUCAGGAGCCAAGCAGCAGAAAAGAUUGAUUUCACAUAUGUUUUCCAGAGUAUUAAUGCACUGAUAGAGUUGGAUCCGCAUGGAGAUCCGCUGCUGUAUAUUUUUGAAGGUCUUUAUAUUAUUCUUGAGUUGUGCUCUGCUGAGAGAUUGGAUGUGUUUUUCAUAGAAAGCUCGGAGAUGUUUAAAAACACUGAUCUUGUGCAUUAUGAAGAGAUACAGAAAUUCAUGCUGUAUUUGUUUUCAAGAUAUGGAUUUAGAGCCAGGGAGUUGUUUAUAAGCACCGGCAGUCUUAAGAAAGUGUUUUCACUCAGUUUUCUGGAUACUCAUAAUAGAAUAUUUAUUUGCAAGAUGCUAAAUCAAGUUGUAUCAAGCAAUAAAAUAAUGCAUGCAUACUUCAUCAAAAAUGAUUUACUGAGGAAUGCAUCGCUAACGACUGCAAAUGUUUCAAAUGAUGCCGCACACUCAAUAUUAAGGAAUGCACUUUCCAAGGCAAGCAGCGAGCUGAAGCAGUAUUUUGAUGAAUGCAUAAUGCACAAAAUUGGUGUAUAA